AUGCAACAACGCUCCUCGUUGCUCUCUAGCCACCACCUUCACCACCACCACCAUCACCACCGAGAUAUCCAUAUCCCGCGGCGAAGGAUUGCUCCAUCUGCCAACGCGGCACGAAUUACCUUUGCCAUGGCUGCGGUUGCGCCCGCCACCUCGCUCCUCAACUCCUACGCGAGUCCACCCAACACCGAUGCCAGCAUGUCCAACACGCGCAAGAUCUUCGGUCGCUCUCGCAAGCAUGCACAACCAAGCCCAGCUCCGCCCAACACGGCCUCCUACGAUAUGACCGACGAAAAGGUGUUCAGCAGCCACGACUCCAAUCUCUCCACCUCGGCGCUCAGCUCGGCCAGCACCGCCUCGCGCACCUCGCGCUUCUUUCGCCGCUUCGGACGUCGUAAACCCCCGCCGGUGCCCUCGCUCCCGCCCGCGCUCGUGCUCGACCUCGAUGCAGGCACCGCCGCACCGCGCGCUUCCGACCCCUCAAGCCCCGUCGCCACGCGCCGCCCCAUCGCAGCAGGCCAGCCCAGCGCCGCCGCAGCCAUCAUCGCCGAGUCCAACGCAGCCUAUGCUGCGGCCGAGACGCGGCCCAAGCCAAAGGGCCUGCAGCGCAAACGCAUGCUCGACGCCAUGGCCAACGCCAGGCUCGACGUCCACCACGCCAGGGAUCUCGUGCGCAUGUGCGGCCUCCACAUCCGCGAGCGCGGUCUCGACACCCCGGGCCUCUUCAGGCCGUUUCGGAUCGCCGAAUCGCACGACCAGGUGCUCCACAUGAUCCAGCUCUUCCUCCUCUCCAUCCACCCCUCCACCUACAUGGCUGUCUUCCCCAUCCUCCCCGACGACGCCCUCGACCGUUUCGGUCGCAACGCAACCGCUCCCGCCGCAGACCACAACGCCAAGGCCAGCGUCGCGCGCGACGAGCUCGACAAGGAGCUGCGCUACGCUGCGCCGCACGACGUCGUCGCCGUCAUGAAGUGGGGGCUGCGACAUCUGCGGUUGCGCUGCGCAGACUUCGACUCCAAGGACGCCGACGAGUGGUACGAUGGCUUUGCGGCCGCCGAGCGCGCAGCCGCAUACCCGGCACGCGCCAUCGCCGACCUGCUCCAUCCAAAACUGCCCAUCGCCACCGCAGAGUUGCUCAGCGAGACGCUCGACCUCAUGGCGUCCGUAGCCGCCCACUCGAGCACCAACCACAUGCCCGCCGCUCAGAUCUGCAAGGUGCUUGGUUUCUGGCUCUUUGGCCGCAUCGGCGUCGCGCAUCCGCCACCCACCGUCGACGAGCUUGUCGAUGCCGUCAAUCGCGCCGCGGGCGUCGCCGAGCAUCUUCUGCUCGCGCACAUUCGCUCCCAGGCGGCCGUCACUUUCUCGAUGCCGCUCAGGUUGACCGAGCUCGUGCAGAACUAUCCGCACGUGCGCCCGGGCGCACAGUGUCCGUCGCUGCCCGCCGUGUUUGCGGCGCGCGCCGUGCCGACGCUGCGCAUCGACCUGCGCUCGGACAACAUGGUGGUGUCCCAGUCCAAGCCGCGCACGCCUUCGGCUACGCUCGCAGACGCACUCGACGCCCAGGCCGCCGACACGAUCCAGGGCGAGCACGGAGAGCUGUGGGCAGCGGUCAUGAUGCAGCUCGACCACCACGACGCCAGCACCAACGCCAGCCGGCUGCUCAUCGACGAACACGUGCGCAUCCUCGGUCUGGUGGACAAGGAACUGGCCGUGGGCGAGGAGGACACCAACGCAAGCCUUGCGAGUGCCGCCGCUGCAGCAGCCACACCGCACGGCGUGCUGGCCGACGAUAACAAAGUGGGGGCCCAGAUCAAGGCGGCCAGGAGGCGGUCGCAGUCGCUGUCGGAUCUGCGCACCAACCUGGGAAUGGUGGGGGCGGCGCAGCUGGCACCCCUGCCCGAGAAUGUGCCGCGCAGCAGCACGGGUACCGCGACUCCACGCAGCUCGGACGUCAAACUCGGAACGCCGCGACGCAAGCCCGUGCCGCUGGUGGAUGCCAAGUUGCUGCAAGAGGCCGAGGCGGUCGAGGUGCCCGUGCCGCUGGUGGAUGCCAAGUUGCUGCAAGAGGCCGAGGCGGUCGAGGUGGUGGACGAAGCUACUGCGCCAGCCAUGCGUGCGAGCGACGAGGUGUUCAGCGGCGGGCUCGAGCCGUCUGCGUCGUGGCGCUCGUUUUCGGAGGAGGGGUUCGGCGGGAUGAGUACGGCGUCGUCGGAGCUCUCGCUGUCCGAAUUUGACCUGAGGCCGGUGUCGGCGACGCUGCCGUCGCGGCGCAGUCAGCGCGGGCUGCAUCGCGUGCGCUCUUCGGCGUCCGGUGGCUCCAGACGCCGCACGGUGCUUCCGCCCGUACCACUUACGAGCGCACACGUGCAGGCGCAUCAUACCGUCACGGCGGCUCGUAUGGUGGAGCACGAUACGGCGCUGGCGAUUGUAUGGCAGGACCAGCUGCUGGAUGCGUCGCCCUGCUGCUCGUUGCCCGCCAUGCUGUUUGUGCAGCUGAGCAAGGCGACGGGUGCGGCGGUGGCGGCGGUGCAGGAUGCGGAUGAGGCCGAUGUGCCAAGGUACCCGGGCGACACGCCGUGGCUGUUGGUGGUCGAGACGAUCAUUCCGCCUCGACCGCCUACGCCGCCCGCGGUGGGUAAGGCGAGCUGGCGCUUUGACGAUUCCGCAUCGACUAGCGAUCGCAGGAGCAUCUUUGCACCCAGCAUGCGCAGUGUCAAGAUGCGUCUGCGUCGCGUCAGCACCAUCAUCGGUAACGGCGUCGCGGGCACGCGCAAGAAACACAUCGACACCGCAUAG
Moesziomyces aphidis is the source of this 2793-nucleotide messenger RNA. The record is from the annotation of a GenBank genome assembly. Lineage: Eukaryota; Fungi; Basidiomycota; Ustilaginomycetes; Ustilaginales; Ustilaginaceae.